CGGUACAGAAGCAUUGAUUGGAGUUAGAUAAUUGAGUCUACACGUGUCAUGUGGAGUACUACUUCUCAGUAAAAGCUUUUUCCACAUACCCCCUCUUUCUCUCUCUACUCUCUUCUCUCUCUUUCCCUCUCAAUCUCAGAAAGGCAGUAACCGAGGGGGGCAAAAGAAAAACCAACAGAGGGGGGCAUUAUUAUUAGCAGACAUAAUUUCACUUCGCCCCUUGUUCAUGGUGUUCUUCCAAUCCAAUUCUUGGUAAGAACCCUUCAUUUUCUUAUUCUUGAAGAGGGUUUUUUUUUUAGUUGCUGUAUCAAGAAAGUGUUCUUAGAGGAAUCUUGAAUCUUGAUUCUUUUUUUUCUUUUGGGAAGAAGUUGUUAAUAAUAAUAUAUAAAUAAAGAAAUCCAAUAUUAUUCAAGAGGCUGAGAAGGGUUGCCUUAGAUCCAUGAAAACCCAUGUUCCAUGUGGCAUAAAGUUUGAAUCUUUAAUGGAUUCCUCGUGAAUCUUGACAGGGGGGUUUUUUUUUUUUUUUUUUUUUUUUCCUUUUUCCUAGGUUCUUCCCCCACGAGUUUUAUCCCUUGUUGGACUUUUGGAUAAGUCUUUGAUUUUUAUUUUAUCCCUUUUUUUUUUCUCCUCCAUCUCCUAGAGUAUGUAUAAGGGUUGGUACUAGGAAAGAAUUGGUGUUAAAUUCUUUUCUAGAUUAGAAGAAUUUGUUUUAAGUAUUCAAAAAAAAAGUGAAAAAAAGAAAAAAAAAAAAUACUUUCUUUGUGGAAGAAGUGUGGAAGAUUAGAUCCUAUAUUUCAUUACUAGAUCUCAGUUGUUUCUUGUGUGUAUCUUUGAAAAAAAGAAGAAAAAAAGUGGUCUUGAUUCUUGUGGUCUAUUCUAUUACACUCCCUUUUGUUAGUUCUCAAGCUGAAUGCAUGUUCUUAAGAUUCUCCAAGUUUGUCUCUAUUGCUCUAAAACAAGAUGGAACAGAUUACACCUGCAGUUGCGGUUGCAGUUUCGCUUACCUUAGACAAUCCCGUUUCCGAAAACACGCCUCUUAAUCCAGACACAGAAAGUGCAACAAAACCCGAUAUGCUAGAAACUGGACUGGUGUCUGAAAACGUUCAAGAAAGUGAGGAAGACGAAAUUCUCUCAAUAACAACCGUAAAUUUACUACCACUCGAUCCUACUUCAAAUUUAGCCCUACCCUUAAAUACGGCUUCAGAAACCAGCUUACCGAUUGCAGUCGAAAUCGAGGGCACUGAAAACGGUCAAAUACUCGCCAAGGUCAUUAGCUUGGAAGAGAGAAGUAGCAAGCGGAGAUUAUCCGAUGAAGGGUGUUCGAGUAGUGGGCCCACUAUAAAGGCUUCGGUUGUUGCUGUCAAAUUAUCCAACGAAAAGGAUUCGAACAAAAGCGGUGUCAAGAGUGUCUUCGAAUUGGAUUGUCUCCCGCUAUGGGGUUCGGUUUCUGUUAUUGGGCAUAGGCCUGAGAUGGAAGAUUCUGUUAUGGCUGUACCCGAUUUUAUGAAAAUCCCGAUUAAGAUGUUUAUUGGUGAUAGUGGAAUAAAUGGAAUAAGUCAAACUUUGACUCACUUGACUUCGCAUUUCUUCGGUGUUUACGAUGGUCAUGGUGGAUCUCAGGUAGCGAAUUAUUGUCGAGAUAGAUUACACUUGGCUUUAGUGGAGGAGUUAAAAAACGUAAAAGAUAUCAACAAUGUUCCAAUAAACGGGAUUUCUGGAGACACUAGGCAGGUUCAGUGGGAGAAGGUCUUCACAGAUUGCUUUCUCAAAGUCGAUGAAGAAGUUUCCGGAAAGUCUCAAAGUGGGGCCCACUGCAAUUCCCAGCCCGUUGCGGCGGAAACCGUUGGAUCGACAGCUGUCGUUGCGGUUGUUUGUUCGUCACAUAUUAUAGUUGCCAACUGUGGAGAUUCGAGGGCUGUUCUUUACCGUGGUAAAGAAGUCGUUGCCCUAUCGGUUGAUCAUAAGCCGAAUCGAGAGGAUGAAUAUGCUAGAAUCGAAGCGUCUGGUGGCAAGGUUAUACCUUGGAAUGGGCACCGUGUUUUCGGUGUUCUCGCAAUGUCGAGAGCUAUAGGCGACAGAUAUCUGAAGCCAUGGAUAAUUCCGGAACCCGAGAUAAUGUUCGUGCCGCGCGCAAGAGAAGACGAGUGCCUCGUUUUAGCCACAGACGGUUUGUGGGAUGUUAUGACAAACGAGGAAGUGUGCGAAGUCGCUCGAAAAAGAAUCUUAAUUUGGCACAAAAAAAACGGGACCAAUUACCCAUUGGCCGACAGGGGGCGUGGGGUGGAUCUCGCUGCACAAGCUGCAGCUGAUUAUCUCUCGAACCUCGCCAUACAAAAGGGGAGCAAGGACAAUAUCUCGAUCAUCGUAGUCGAUUUGAAAGCUCAAAGAAAAUUCAAGUCCAAAUCUUGAAUUAAUGAUAUGAUGGUUGACCUUUUAAUUACUUUAUUGUGAUUUAGUUUUUUUUUUUUUUUAAUUUUAUUUUAAUAUAUAAGUAUGUUGCUCUUAUUAUUGCAUAGCAAAAAGUCCCAUUUAUUUUUCAUAUGGGAUUUUUAUGUUUGUUAAGUAUGAGAAAUUAGUUACAAUUAUGUAACAUAGAAAAAGUGAAAUGCAACUCUUGUUAGAAUUUUGGCACCUAAUUUCACACUGUAUAUUAGUAGAUUUUGGGCA
Erythranthe guttata (spotted monkey flower) is the source of this 2667-nucleotide messenger RNA. RefSeq names its product protein phosphatase 2C 16. Gene Ontology annotation, biological process: protein dephosphorylation. NCBI's taxonomy places the organism in Eukaryota, Viridiplantae, Streptophyta, Magnoliopsida, Lamiales, Phrymaceae. Gene Ontology annotation, molecular function: cation binding; protein serine/threonine phosphatase activity. The record is from RefSeq and is a predicted model, not a curated record.